Messenger RNA from Cimex lectularius (bed bug), 1638 nucleotides. Its product is annotated as facilitated trehalose transporter Tret1-like. The transcript has 7 exons. Gene Ontology annotation, molecular function: sugar transmembrane transporter activity. Lineage: Eukaryota; Metazoa; Arthropoda; Insecta; Hemiptera; Cimicidae. The record is from RefSeq and is a predicted model, not a curated record. The coding region runs from base 114 to 1637 and encodes 507 amino acids. Gene Ontology annotation, cellular component: membrane. Gene Ontology annotation, biological process: transmembrane transport; carbohydrate transport.
GCAACCUCCCAUAGAAGGCGGUCGUUAUCAGUGGAUCAUUAGUGGUCAAUUCUUUUCCGUCUCCCUUUGUUGCUGAUCUGUUUGUUUACAUUUGCUAAGUCUCUGUUUUGAAAAUGACUCUCAAUGUCGCCAAUUAUUUCGCUGGGUCUUUAUCAUCUUCAGGCGAAGACGAGAGACCACUGCUGGAAAGUAUGUCCCAAGGGGCGAGCACGGCUAAUUUGGUGGAAGGAGGCACCAAAUACCCCCAGUUUCUAGCUACAUUUAUAGCCACGAUUGGAGGUUUUUCGAUGGGAACAAUGCUUGCCUGGUCUUCUCCUGUUCAAGAGUGCAUCGAAAGUGGAAAGUAUGGAUUUCCUACUUCAGUGCUUGAGUUCUCCCUUAUUGGCGCUUUUCUCAGCAUCGGUGCGAUGGUGGGUGCUCUGGGCUGCAGUUCUGUGUGUAAUUACAUUGGAAGGAAGAAAACUAUGAUUUCGCUGGUGUGCCCUGCUGUUGUCGGUUCCGGGCUGAUACUCUGGGCACAAAAUCCGCCGAUGAUGAUGGCCGGACGUGUAAUUGUAGGCAUACCUGUCGGAGCUUACUCCAUGGUGUGCCCUCUCUACACCAAUGAAAUCAGCCAGAUUUCCAUCCGAGGCAUUUUGGGAAUAUUCUUUCAGCUCCAAGUCACAAUUGGAAUUUUAUUCGUGUACAUUUUAGGUUUGAUUAAAAACCCAUUUCUACUUACAUUAAUCAUCUCAGCAUUUCCCAUACUGCUGGCAGUUCUCAUGUGUUUCAUGCCAGAAACUCCUUACUAUCUGUUAAUGACAGGCAGGGAAAACGCUGCAAGAAACUCAUUGCAAUGGCUCCGUGGUGCAGACUACAAUAUCAACAGUGAAUUGACUAUGAUGAAAGAGAAUAUUGACAAGGCGAAGCAGGAAAGAUCGAGUUUUAGAAAAGCAUUUAUGACACGAGCAGCCAAAAGAGGACUAAUUAUUGGUAUUGGUGUUAUGUUUCUGCAGCAGUUCAGCGGUAUCAAUGCUGUCAUAUUUUAUACCAAUAGCAUUUUCAAGUCUGCUGGUUCAACAUUAGAUGAUUCGAUCUCUUCAAUUAUUGUGGGAUUCAUGAGUGUUGUCGCGACAGCAAUUGCAACUUUAUUUAUUGAAAGACUGGGAAGAAAACCUCUUAUGUUUAUAUCAUGUCUUGUAAUGGCAUUGUCAUCCGCUGUACUCGGAAUCUAUUUCUACAUUCAGACAGUAAAUCACGAGCUGGCUGAAAAGAUUUCGUUUAUCCCCUUGAUCAUCGUGUGCGUAUUCAUAAUCGUGUUUUCGCUCGGUCUUGGGCCAAUACCGUGGGUGAUACUCGCUGAAAUCUUCCCUUCAAACAUCAAAGGGAUAGCAUCGUCGAUUUCAUGUCUGACAAACUGGAUGUUCGCGUUUAUUGUAAUCCUGUCGUUCCAGUCAGUCAAGGUGGCCAUUGGUGAAGAUUGGACUUUUUGGAUUUUUUCCUCCAUCAUGAUCCUCGGCUGCAUCUUUGUCAUUUUCGUAAUUCCAGAAACAAAAGGAAAAAGUAUAGAUGUGGUUCAGAAGGAACUCGGUGGCGCUGAUAUUUCUACGAACCACUCACAGAACAACAGAACGGAUUCUGGAAGGAGAAAAUUCUAAA